GGUGUUGCUGCAUUGCGGCGACCCGGGGAACGCCACACUGAACUACUUGGAGAAUUGCGGCACACGAAAUUCCCUAAGAAAAACCCCACAAAAACCAAAGCCGUCGUGCGGUAAAGAGUUAGCGAAAAAUGCUACACCACGGCUACAGGAGCCCCCUGCGGGGCAACCCCCCGCCAGGCUGAAAAAAUGGGGGGAAAAGGCUACCCUCAGGGUCCCCAGAGGGAAAAGGUUAAACCCCCCAGGGGCCCCAGAGGAAAAGGGCCUACCCCUCAGGGGGCCCCAGAGGAAAGGUUACCCCCCAGGGGGCCCCAGAGGAACGGUCUACCCCUCAGGGUCCCCAGAGGAAACGGGCACCCCCCAGGGGCCCCUGAGGGGAAGGG
Messenger RNA from Penaeus monodon (black tiger shrimp), 380 nucleotides. Its product is annotated as acidic proline-rich protein PRP25-like. Lineage: Eukaryota; Metazoa; Arthropoda; Malacostraca; Decapoda; Penaeidae. The transcript has 2 exons. The annotation marks the transcript as partial. The record is from RefSeq and is a predicted model, not a curated record.